Molecule: messenger RNA, 4226 nt
Organism: Carassius gibelio (silver crucian carp)
Lineage: Eukaryota; Metazoa; Chordata; Actinopteri; Cypriniformes; Cyprinidae
Product: zinc finger protein 324B
Exons: 2
Coding region: 392-2095 (567 amino acids)
Biological process (GO): regulation of transcription by RNA polymerase II
Cellular component (GO): transcription regulator complex; PcG protein complex
Molecular function (GO): DNA-binding transcription factor activity, RNA polymerase II-specific; RNA polymerase II cis-regulatory region sequence-specific DNA binding
Source: RefSeq, a predicted model, not a curated record
CCAAUCAAAAGUCAGGAUUGACCCCAGCGUUUCUGCUGUGGAAGGAAGGCUCUGGCGCUAGCGCGUAGCAAAGAAGCGAUUACAACAUUAAUGCAGGUUAAUACAGUAUCGUUGUGAGCAUUCAGGGCAGUUAUUUAUCGAGCUUUCAUCAAAACCAAGUCAGCGAAAAGCUCCAUUUGCAUGAGGAACGUGUGGGAUAGUUUGCUAAUGUCAAUGCUAUAGUAGCUUAUCUGGCUCGUCUCUAGUUUUUCAUUUCUCGGUGAUUAGGAAAUACUGUAUCAGUGAGACAUCAGAACAUGACUGUUUCCUUUUAUAUAACAUCAAUAUAUCACAGCAAUAACUGAUAAUAUAGGUUUGCUUUUCGUUUGUAUGCACAGCAGAGGAAUUCACUAUGAACUCGAAGCGCAACAACGGUGAAAACGGGGCGGGCAGAAUCAACCCAGUGUCGGUACCAACAUCAACAAACAGCUCAUCAGCGAGUGCUUCUCACCGUAAACAGACAAUAAUCAACUCAUCCCAUAAGGGAGAGAAGGAUGAGUGCAUGCAAAACAUAGUUUGGGACAAAAACCUGUCCAUCUCCACACUCAGAACGCGCCUCGGACCGACCAUCCGGUCAACUCUGUCCGCGGCGGUGGACACCCUUCUGGGCGAGAUCGUGGCGGUGCUGUCCGAGACCCAGCGGGAGCUGCUGACCAAAGAGCAAGAGAACGAGAAGCUGAAGGUUCGACUCGAAGUCUCAGAGAGAGAGCUCAAGACGUUACAAGAGUGUCUGUGUAGCGCACAGAAAUUAAUUGACCAGCUUCAGGGUCCAUUUGGGAACCCGCCCAUGCCGGGUCCUCACGUCUACGCUGCGGCUGGACCCGUAAACUCGAGCCGCUUGACGCAUCGGAGCGCGCCCGAGCCGGAUCCGCGCUGCUUCACUGGAGCUGAACCCGAGUUGAGUGGCGCUCUGGGUGAUGCCAUACACGGCUUUGACUCCAGGGAGGAAUUCAAGAGCUGCCACCUCUCCAUUCAGGCGGAUGGGACGGUGACGAACAGUUUUUAUGACCCUAUAAACGUCCAUUCUUCGAACAUCUGUUCAGAUAUGAACCGACCUGGUGAGAUGGUGGAUGACAGCAGAAGACUCACACAUGCCAGACCCCAAAACCCUCCCUCACACACAAGCUUCUCUGUUAAAGAGGAACAGGUUCCUAACUCUGGACAGAUGUGUGUGCGAGGAAGAGAGGCGCCAACGGAGGCUGAGCACUCGGCACAGAGUGUGUGUGAUCUGGCAUAUGUCCAUGUGGUCGAGGAAGAAGGAGGUUCCCGUUCACACCAUCACCAAUCCAAGCCUACACCACCGCCCCCCUCCAGGCCUCACAGUGGACCCUCCUCCAGUAGUUCCCCAUCACAAGGAACCUCUGGACUUAGGUCUGCCCAGAGGGAUGCUCCUGGUUUGGGUAUGACCACCAGCAGAAGCCCAGGGGUGGGCGGCUCAUCGCCAGAAGAGCCCAUACGACGCUCAAUCUCUGAGCUGAUGGGAGAAGCACCUGGGGAACGUCCUCACUUGUGUCUGGAGUGCGGCAAGACUUUCCGCCUGAUCUCUAGCUUGAAAAAGCACCUGAGGAUCCACACUGGAGAGAAACCAUAUCCGUGCACUGUCUGUGGCCGUCGUUUCCGCGAGUCCGGGGCUCUUAAGACUCACCUCCGCAUCCACACGGGUGAGAAACCGUAUUCCUGCUCCGACUGCGGCACGCAGUUUCGUCAUCUCGAUGGCCUGCGGAAGCACCGCCGCACACACACCGGUGAAAAACCAUACGUAUGCAGCGUCUGCGGGAAAAGGCUCAGCCGCCUGCAGCAUCUGAAACACCACCAGCGCAUACACACGGGAGAGCGGCCAUGUUGCUGCCCACUUUGCCACAGAGGCUUUAAAGAUCCAGCUAGUCUGAGGAAACACCUCCGUGCCCAUCAGGGUGAGCCUGGAGCGGAUGAAGCAAUAGGAAUGACUAGUUUGGGAGAGGGAGAUGGAGGAUCCAUAGAUGAUGAGGAUAUGAGGUUUGGGAUGUGGGGGGAAGAGGAAGGGAAUGAAGGCGAGCCUGUAGUGGAUUGUGUUUAAUCACAGAGUUACAGAUAAAGAAAACAGGAAACACUUUGGUCUUAUUGUUAAAAAAAAAAAAACUCUGACUUAAAGGGACAGUUCACCUAAAAAUGAAAAUUCUCAUAUCAUUUACUCACUCUCAAACUCAAACACCCACUGGCUUCCAUAGUAUGGGAGAAAAAAACUGUUUUGUUACCAACGUUCUUUUGUGUUCAGCAGAAGGAGGAAACUCAUCCAGGUUUGGAACAACUUGAGGGUGAAUAAUGAUUACAAGAAUUUUCAUUUUUAAGUGAAUUAUCCCAACAUUUUUUAAGGGACCGUUGUUGUUGGUUUUAAUUCAAAACCGAAAUGUGGCGGGAACUAUACAACCGAGGUUACAUCUUGUCCUGGAAGGUCUGUGGCAACACUUUCUUGUAGACACUGAUUUUAAAACCUACAACAACAAACUCCUCAUUUAACAAUAUGGUUAUGUAAAUUUAUGACUCAAAUAUCCACUUCAAGUACAUAUAUAUCAUCAUAUAGACAGGGAUCAUGUAGACUUACAACCUUUUUUUUCUACUGUAACUGUAUUUUAUUGUAGGGAGUGUCCAGUGCGACUAACAGGGUAUCAUAUCUGUUACUCAUGUUAUGGGUGUUGUCAUUGGUAUGAUAAUCAUUUUAAUGUGCCCUUUUUUUAGAGAAAGAGCUACUAUAAACACAUUAAAGCCUUAAUUGUGUUUUUAUUGCACAGGCUCACACACAGAUGUGCUUCAACAGCUGUAGACUAUUGUUUUAAAUUGGGUUCUUCACCUCUUUAUCAGUGGGUGUUUGCAAGCUGCAGAAUAUUCAUUCAGUUUACUCUGGGUGAUUGUUGAGUGCAUCAUUAGAUUGAAGAGUGUUUGAAGGUGUUGUGUUUAAGGUGAAGAGUAUCUAACAGGGUGCUGAUCCAAAGAAUCAGAAUUGGGACUGCCAGGGUUAAUUCAGCUGACUCAUCUCUAAAAGUGUAUUUACAUAUCCAACUUAGAUAUGAAUUAAUAUGGAGAUUGUUUUAAAGAGUGAAAGCUUCUUUAGAUUGAGGUAUAAUGAGCCAGCACAGAAAUCAAGCAAACUUUAAAAUUGCUGCCUUCUACUGGAUAUAUGAGGAAAAGACUGCUACUUCCAAGUUGCUUUUAUGGUUGUUUCUCCUCCAGGGAUGAAGACACUAUUUCUGUUGUGGCCAUGCUGUGAAACUGUGUGGUUUUGUGAAUACAUCUUUUUCUUUUCUCUCUUUUUAAAUAUCUCAUGAAAUGCCAUUUUGUACAUUUGACUUGUAUAUUCUGUACAUUGAUUUGAAAUAGGUUAGUCUUAAAAAUUUAAAGUCAGAAACUGGAUCUUAAAAAGAUCCAUGAUAAGUGUUUUAAUAACUCUGAACUAGGUUAGUCUUAAAAAAUUUCAAGCCAGUAACUGGAGCUUUUAAAGAUCCAUGACAAGUGUUUUAAUAUCUCUGAACUAUCUAAACCGUUCACUUUGUUACAAUAUUCUGUAUGUUUCUGUGCCCACAUGUGAUGUUGAAUUUAGAAAUGUUGUUGCAGAUGUUUGAAGGUUGUGGUCCAUCUGUAGUUGAUUUAACUAUGAGUACAACAAAAAUGAUUGUAGUUAUCACUCCAACAAAGCUUCAGUGUAAAAAGAGCUCAUAUUUAGUAAAUGUGCAGAACAGAAUGUUUGAUACCAUGUAAAGACCCAUACUUUUCUUUUUUGCUAGUGUUUAACCAGUACUUUAGACUGGUCUGCAACCUUUAUAAGUGUAAUACUGUAAUACAAUUAAGGGACAGCAACAUUAAGCCAAAUGGAGGAGAAGAUUCUAAAUAGCUGUUUGUAAUGUUUAGUUUCAAUAUAUGGUAUGAUCAAUGUAAUCUUUUAUUCUCCAGAAUUAUAGUUCAUUGUAAGAUAUCAAUACAGAUCAGUUUUCAUAAGAAAUCAUUGAAAUCUAUCUGCUGAGAUUUCUUUUGCUAUAACAUCUCUACUUGCUUAUCAUGUAAUAUGUAUUUUUUCUGUCAUUAUACUCUUUAAUUAAGAAGGGCACAGUCAUCAUCUUCUUGAUAUCUGUAACAAUCAUGUUCACUCAUAUUCAGAAUGAUGUACCAACAGUAUUAUAAUCAUUUACAAUUAAAACUUUUCAAAUAACCAAAUU